Messenger RNA from Anopheles bellator, 1350 nucleotides. RefSeq names its product cytochrome P450 6d3-like. The annotation marks the transcript as partial. NCBI's taxonomy places the organism in Eukaryota, Metazoa, Arthropoda, Insecta, Diptera, Culicidae. The record is from RefSeq and is a predicted model, not a curated record. The transcript is spliced from 2 exons. Gene Ontology annotation, molecular function: monooxygenase activity; oxidoreductase activity, acting on paired donors, with incorporation or reduction of molecular oxygen; iron ion binding.
AUGUUCAUCUACAGCCUCGCACUAGUAGCGGCCGUUAUAUUUCUAGGGCUGAAGUACAUCUACUCGUACUGGGAUCGCCAUGGUAUCGCUAAUAUCCAGCCAAAUAUUCCGUUCGGCAAUCUACAGACUGUCGCGAAGAAAAAGGAGUCAUUCGGUGUCGCCAUCAACAAUUUGUACCACCAAACGUCCGAUCGGUUCGUGGGAAUAUAUCUGUUCUUUCGCCCUUCGCUGCUUAUCCGUGAUCCGUACCUCGCGAAGAGGAUCAUGGUAAACGAUUUCCAGCAUUUCCACGAUCGUGGUGUUUACUGCAAUGAACAAGGAGACCCUUUCUCGGCGACCUUAUUCGCGCUGUCCGGUCAGCGGUGGAAGAGCUUACGCAGCAAGCUUACGCCUAUCUUCUCCUCCGGACAACUACGUCAAAUGAUGCCAACCUUUCUAAACGUAGGGCACGCGCUAGUGAAGGAGUUAGACACGCUGACGGAGCAGCCAAGUGUGCAAGACAUGCGAACACUAGCGUCACGGUUUGUAAUCGACGUGAUUGCGUCCGUAUUUUUCGGAUUCGAGUCACACUGCAUUCAGAACCCUGAGGAUCCUUUCUUCGUAACGCUAAACAGCAUCCUGCACUCGGUUGGGUUCGUUAAUAACAUCCGUUGGGCCGGCCUUUUUGUUUGUCCAAUGCUCUUGAAGCUUAUGCGUCUCUCUUCGCUACCACCGAAUGUGAUCAAAUUCGUGAUGGAAAUAAUCACGUCACAGAUCGAGUACAGGGAAAAAAAUAAUAUUACCCGCAAAGAUUUCGUGCAGCUCUUGAUCGACCUUCGCCGUGAGGCGGGCGAUAGAACAGAGGAGUCACUCACCAUCGAACAGUGUGCCGCAAAUGUGUUCUUAUUUUAUGCGGCCGGAUCAGAGACGUCGAGCGCAGCGAUCAGCUUUACACUCCACGAGCUUAGCCAUCAGCCUGAAGCCAUGGCAAAGCUACGGCAAGAAGUAGACGAUAUGAUGGACCGGAAUAAGGGUACGAUCACGUACGAGAAUAUCCAAGAACUGAAGUACCUGGAUCUGUGCGUGAAGGAAACACUCCGCAAGUACCCUGGGCUACCGAUUCUCAAUCGGGAGUGUACGAAAGAGUACCGAGUUCCCGACAGUGACGUUGUUGUUCAGAAGGGAACGCAACUCAUCAUAUCACUGCUGUCGAUCAGCAGAGACGAGAAGUAUUUCCCAGAUCCGGACCUCUAUUCACCGGAACGGUUCGAAACGAACAACUACGAACCCGAUGCCUACUAUCCUUUCGGUGCCGGACCGCGCAUCUGUAUCGGCAUCCGACAAGGCGUGUUGCUGACCAAAAUUGCACUG